Molecule: messenger RNA, 3029 nt
Organism: Trichosurus vulpecula (common brushtail)
Lineage: Eukaryota; Metazoa; Chordata; Mammalia; Diprotodontia; Phalangeridae
Product: R3H domain-containing protein 2-like
Molecular function (GO): nucleic acid binding
Source: RefSeq, a predicted model, not a curated record
CCGGUGUCUAUAGACGCUGCUAUAUUCUGUUGAAGAUGUCUAACAGUAGCACUACUCAAGAGACCCUGGAAAUAAUGAAAGAAUCAGAAAAAAAGCUGGUGGAAGAGUCUGUAAGCAAGAAUAAGUUUGUAUCCAAGUCACCAAGUAAGGAAGAGAUUGAGAAGUAGGGUGAGGAUACUAGUGUUCGGCAGCAGACACAGAGACGGGCUUCCAACCAUGGGCAUGCCAGAAAAAGAGCCAAGUCUAAUUCCAAACUGAAACUGCUGCGGAGCCUGGCAGUGUGUGAGGAGUCCUCUGCCCCUUUUGUUGAUGGGCCACUGGAAACCCAAGAUAUAAUUCAACUGCAUAUCAGUUGCCCUUCUGACAAAGAGGAAGAGAAGUCCAUGAAAGAUGGCUCUGAAAAGGAAGACAAAGAUAAAAACAAAGAAAAGGUCCCAAGAAAAAUGCUGUCUAGAGACUCCAGUCAAGUAUAUACAGACUCCACUGGAAUACACCUACAUGAAUUUCUAGUAAAUACACUGAAAAAAAAAAAACCAAGGGACAGAAUGAUGCUGCUAAAGUUAGAACAAGAGAUUCUGGAAUUCAUUAAUGACAACAAUAACCAGUUCAAGAAAUUUCCUCAGGUGACCUCAUAUCACCGGAUGCUAUUACACCGGGUUGCUGCCUAUUUUGGAAUGGACCACAAUGUUGACCAAACUGGAAAAGCUGUCAUCAUCAACAAAACCAGUAACACAAGAAUCCCUGAACAGAGGUUCUCAGAGCAUAUCAAAGAUGAGAAGAAUGUAGAAUUUCAACAGAGGUUCAUCCUGAAGAGAGAUGACACCAGCAUGGACCGGGAUGAUAACCAGACUGGCCAGAACGGAUAUCUAAAUGACAUCAGGGGGAACCGUGAGGGGCUGAGCCGUACCUCGAGCAGCCGCCAGAGCAGCAUAGACAGCGAGAUCAAAUCCCUGGAGCCCUGGCCCUGGAGCAGCACAGACUCAGAUGGCUCUGUCCGUAGUAUGCGGCCACCUGUUACCAAAGCCAGCAGCUUCAGUGGGAUCUCCAUUCUCAACCGGGGUGACAGCAUUGGGAGCAAUAAAGGAGGCAAUGCAGGAAGAAUCUCCAGGCCAGGUUUAGCACUAGGUGCCCCAGAAGUGUGCAACCAGGUCACCUCAUCCCAGCCUGUCCGGGGCCUUCUCCCUUGCACUGCCCAACAGCAGCAGCAGCAGCAUCCAGCUCUCCCACCCACACCCCAGCAACAGCCACCCUUGAGUAAUCACAUGAUCUCACAGACGGAUGAUCUCAGCAACCCCUUUGGGCAGAUGAGCCUUAGCCGACAAGGUUCUGCCGAAGCAGCUGAUCCAUCUUCAGCCCUGUUCCAGCCCCCGCUUCUCUCCCAACACCCUCAACAGCCUGGCUUCAUCAUGGCCUCUACAGGCCAGCCUCUCCCCACCUCCAACCAUGUACUCCCGGCCCAGCAAGUCCUACAGCCUCAGGGCUACAUACAGCCCCCGCAACAGAUACAGGUUUCUUACUACCCUCCUGGGCAGUAUCCCAACUCCAACCAGCAGUACCGACCUCUUUCUCACCCGGUGGCCUACAGCCCCCAACGUGGUCAACAGCUGCCUCAGCCAUCUCAGCAGCCUGGGUUACAGCCCAUAAUGUCCAACCAGCAGCAGGCAGCUUACCGGGGCUUUAUGGGUAUCCAGCAGCCGCAGAAUCAAGGCCUUCUCAGCAACCAGAGGAGCAGUAGGGGGGGCCAGAUGCAAGGCCUAGUGGUCCAGUAUACUCCACUACCUUCAUACCAAGUUCCAGUGGGAAAUGAGUCCCAGAAUGUGGUCCAGCAGCCCUUUCAGCAACCUGUGCUGGUCCCUGCUAGCCAGUCAGUACAGGGGGGCUUACCAGCAGGGAGCAUGCCUGUGUACUACAGUGUGAUCCCACCAGCACAGCAGAAUGGCACAAGCCCUUCGGUAGGGUUUCUACAGCCCCCUGGCUCUGAGCAGUACCAGAUGCCUCAGUCUCCUUCCCCAUGCAGCCCACCACAGAUGCCACAACAGUACUCAGGAGUGUCCCCAUCUGGACCAGGUGUGGUAGUCAUGCAGCUGAAUGUCCCCAGUGUUCCUAAUGGUUCCCAGGCCCCACAGACCCCAUCUAUGGUCCAGUGGAGUCACUGUAAAUACUACAGCAUGGACCAGUGGGGUCAGAAGCCCGGAGACCUGUACAACCCUGAGAGCAGCCCCCAGGCCAACACACAGAUGAAUAGCCCUAUCACAUCUCCCACUCAGUCUCCAACCGCAUCUCCCGUCACCAGCCUCAGCAGCGUCUGCACAGGACUCAGCCCUCUUCCUGUCCUUACUCAGUUCCCCCGACCUGUUGGCCCUGCCCAGGGCGAUGGGCAAUAUUCCCUCCUAGGCCAGCCAUUACAGUACAAUCUGUCCAUCUGUCCUCUCCUGCUCCAUGGCCAGUAGACUUAUACAUCACACCAGGGACAGACUGGAAUGAAGCAUGGAAACCGGGGGAAGAGGCAGGCACUCAAAUCUGCCUCCAGCGACCUAGGGACUGCAGAUGUUUUCCUGGGGCGGGUGUUGGAGGUAACAGAUCUCCCUGAGGGCAUCACCCGCACAGAGGCUGACAAACUCUUCACGCAGCUCGCCAUGUCCGGCGCCAAGAUCCAGUGGCUCAAGGACGCUCAGGGGCUGCCAGGCGGCGGGAGCGGGGGCAGUGGAGGGGCGGGGGGGGGUGGGGGGGAGGACAACAACGGGACUGCCGAGAAUGGCCGGCACACAGACCUCACUGCCUUAUACACCAUCGUGGCUGUGUUCCCCAGCCCCCUGGCGGCCCAGAAUGCCUCCCUCCGCCUCAACAACUCCGUGAGUCGCUUCAAACUUAGAGUGGCCAAUGAUCUGAGGAUCCUGGAGCCGGCCAGCUCCCAGUAGGCAGAGGAGGGGAAGAGGCCAGCACCACGGGUUGGGGCAGGGUGGCAUGGGCAAGGGUUGCAGAAAAAGCACAGAUAGAGAUGCUGAUCCAGACAGACAUGAGACAUACAU